Trichophyton verrucosum HKI 0517 is the source of this 561-nucleotide messenger RNA. RefSeq lists its product as uncharacterized. The record is from RefSeq and is a predicted model, not a curated record. NCBI's taxonomy places the organism in Eukaryota, Fungi, Ascomycota, Eurotiomycetes, Onygenales, Arthrodermataceae. The transcript has a single exon. The coding region runs from base 1 to 561 and encodes 186 amino acids.
AUGGACCCGCUCACAUUGUGCCUUUUACUGUUUAACUUUUACUUCUUGGUGACAGCGACGGAAUAUCGCAGAGAUAUUCAGGGCUCCAUUACAGUUUUGGAUUCUACUGUCUCUCUUUUACCUAGCAAAGCUCAAUUUCUCUCCGGUGAGGGAGAUUUUGAUUCUCCAAAGCUUAACUUUGUGAACGAGACCGUCUAUGACUGGUGGUAUUUUGACGCAGUAUCAGAUGAUGGAGAAUCUUCCAUAACCGUUUGCUUCUUUACAAGCUCCUCUACUGCAUUUCCUUUCCUGCUGCCUAACAAGGGAAUCCUACCUGUCUAUAUAUGGGCAUCCUUCCCCAAUGGGACUGUGUCGGUAUAUGCGGUCCACGCCCAAAAAGCGGUUAUUGAAACAUCUAGAGAUGGUUACGCAGGUAUUUACCACCCUAUACAAAUGGGAUGGCAGGGCUCUGCAGAUCUUUCACGAUACCGUAUAUUCUUUAACGAUACAAUUCAUGAAAUCAAAGGCACAUUUGAUAUCAGAUCUGUAUGUCCCAAUCCUCAGCCCAUGGCAUUUUACUAG